UGGGUCCCCGCCCACUUGUGGGUCACGUGGCCCACCAAGAUGGCGGCGCUCAGGCGCGAGGCUGGGUCUGACCUGAGGGAUGCAGGUGUGCCGGUGGGAACUGGAGAAACACGCACGGACAUCAAGAUGACAACAUACAUACAUGGUCAUCCCAGUCCUUCUCUUGGAGAUAUAAAACUUGGAAGACCAAUGCUUAUCGAAAUUAUGGAAAAAAAAUUGGAGUAUCUUAGAAAAGAAAAAAACUUAAAUAUACGUGGAACAGUAUUCUUUGGAACAACAGCUAGUUUCUCUGGAAUAAUGGCAAAUUUCAUUUUCCGACACUGCUUCAAGGUUAAACAUGAUGCUUUCAAGACAUAUGCAUCAUUGACCACAUUUCCAUUUUUGUCUUCUAUAGUUACUUAUAAGCUCCUUGUGACUGAUGCUUUGUAUUCAGGUAAUAUAAGCAAGGAAGAUUGUGUUCUGCGAAGUUCACUACUUGGCAUCAUUUGUGGUUGCUUAUAUCCCUGUGCUUUAGCUUUUUCUAAAAAUGGGCAGCUGGCAUUCAAGUAUCAUACUGUUCCACUUCCACCAAAGAUUUUACUCCAUUUUCUACUGCUUUGCCAAACAGAGAUGAAGGCAAUGUUGAUUCCUCUGAUCUUUCAUACAAUGUUUGGAAUACUUAAUGGUCUACAGCAUUAUGAAAUAUUUGAAGGGACACUAGAGAAAACUGUACAUGAAGAUUAACCAAAGAAUCAAUGGAUGCCAAAUUAGCAGAGUGGAUUUUUUAUGAGAACUCAGGCAUUGAUGAGAAAGUUAAAAGUAACUCUGGACAGAUCAUUUGUUUCUAUCCCUUUUGCCUGGACUAUAGCAGAUACUCAAAUAUUUAGUAAUUCAGUGAAUGGAAAGGUAACAAUAAACGUAAGCUUCAUCUUU
This is a messenger RNA of Tupaia belangeri chinensis (Chinese tree shrew), 912 nucleotides long. It is a transcript of the gene TMEM126B, whose product is annotated as transmembrane protein 126B. Gene Ontology annotation, cellular component: mitochondrion. Gene Ontology annotation, biological process: mitochondrial respiratory chain complex I assembly. The record is from RefSeq and is a predicted model, not a curated record. Lineage: Eukaryota; Metazoa; Chordata; Mammalia; Scandentia; Tupaiidae.